GGCGCGGGCCGGCGAUGGCGCGGCGGCGCUGAGGACGCGGGGUGGGCGACGGCCGGAGGGCGGGCGGCGCGGGAGGAAGCGGCGGCGGCGGCGGCGGCGGCUCCAUGGCCCGGGCGCGCUGAGGAACGCGGCUCUCGCCUCAGCCCGGCGGCGGCGGUGGCGGCCGAACAAUGAAGCUCCUGAAGCCGACCUGGGUCAACCACAAUGGCAAGCCAAUUUUUUCAGUUGAUAUUCACCCUGACGGGACCAAGUUCGCAACUGGAGGACAAGGUGACGGCAAAGGGCAGAUAAGAAGGACAGGAUUCUGGGAAGGUUGUGAUCUGGAAUAUGUCUCCAGUCCUCCAGGAGGAUGACGAGAAGGAUGAAAAUAUUCCCAAGAUGCUUUGCCAGAUGGACAAUCACUUAGCAUGUGUGAACUGUGUGCGGUGGUCAAACAGUGGGAUGUAUUUAGCUUCUGGGGGAGAUGACAAACUGAUUAUGGUGUGGAAACGGGCUACGUACAUCGGCCCCAGCACCGUGUUUGGCUCCAGCGGUAAGCUUGCCAACGUGGAGCAGUGGCGAUGUGUCUCCAUCCUCCGGAGUCACUCAGGCGAUGUGAUGGACGUAGCUUGGUCUCCCCAUGACGCCUGGCUGGCCUCGUGCAGCGUGGAUAACACUGUUGUCAUCUGGAACGCUGUGAAGUUCCCAGAAAUUCUAGCUACUUUGAGAGGUCAUUCUGGCUUGGUGAAGGGGUUGACUUGGGACCCUGUUGGUAAAUACAUUGCUUCUCAAGCUGAUGACCGCAGCCUGAAGGUGUGGAGGACGCUGGACUGGCAGUUGGAGACUAGCAUCACAAAACCUUUUGAUGAGUGUGGAGGGACGACACACGUGUUGCGACUCAGCUGGUCACCUGAUGGGCACUACCUGGUAUCUGCCCAUGCCAUGAACAACUCUGGCCCCACUGCCCAGAUCAUCGAACGGGAGGGCUGGAAGACUAACAUGGACUUUGUCGGGCACCGGAAAGCUGUGACUGUUGUGAAAUUCAACCCAAAAAUCUUCAAAAAGAAGCAGAAGAAUGGGAGUUCUGCGAAGCCCAGCUGCCCAUACUGCUGCUGUGCUGUUGGCAGCAAGGACCGUUCUCUCUCUGUCUGGCUCACCUGUCUGAAACGGCCUUUGGUUGUUAUCCAUGAGCUGUUUGACAAAUCCAUCAUGGAUAUUUCCUGGACUCUGAAUGGUCUGGGCAUUCUGGUGUGCUCCAUGGAUGGCUCUGUGGCAUUCUUAGAUUUCUCCCAGGAUGAGCUUGGAGACCCCCUGAGCGAGGAGGAGAAGAGCCGCAUUCACCAAUCUACCUAUGGCAAGAGCUUGGCCAUCAUGACCGAGGCCCAACUCUCCACAGCUGUCAUUGAGAACCCUGAGAUGCUCAAGUACCAGCGGAGGCAGCAACAACAGCAGCUGGACCAGAAGAGUACCACAGCCAGAGAGACGGGCUCAACUGCCUCUGUCGCCGGUGUCGUUAAUGGGGAGAGUCUAGAAGACAUCAGGAAGAAUCUUUUAAAGAAACAAGUUGAGACUCGGACGGCAGAUGGUCGGAGGAGAAUCACACCUCUCUGCAUAGCACAGCUGGACACCGGGGACUUCUCCACAGCGUUCUUUAACAGCAUCCCGCUCUCGGGUUCCCUGGUGGGCACCAUGCUCUCCUCUCAAAGCAGUCCACAGCUGCUGCCCCUGGACUCCAGUACCCCCAACUCCUUCGGCGCCUCGAAGCCUUCCAUAGAGCCUGUGGCGGCAGCCGGCACCAGGCCUGCAGGCGAUUCUGUCAGUAAGGACAGUGUGAACGCUACCUCUACUCCUGCUGCAUCAUCACCCUCCGUAUUAACAACCCCGUCCAAGAUCGAACCGAUGAAAGCAUUUGACUCUCGAUUCACCGAGCGGUCCAAAGCCACACCGGGUGCUCCUGCCUUGACCAGUGUGACUCCAACAGCCGUGGAAAGGUUGAAGGAACAGAACCUUGUGAAAGAGCUGAGGCCCCGGGACCUCCUGGAGAGCAGCAGUGACAGUGAUGAGAAGGUCCCUGUGACCAAGCCCUCCUCACUGUCCAAGCGAAAACUGGAGCUCGAGGUGGAAACGGUGGAGAAGAAGAAGAAAGGGCGGCCUCGGAAGGACUCCCGGCUCAUGCCUGUGUCUCUGUCUGUCCAGUCCCCAGCUGCCCUGACUGCAGAGAAGGACACCAUGUGUUUGUCUGUACCAGCGCCUGCACUGAAGCUGCCCAUGCCGGGCCCCCAGAGAGCAUUCACCCUCCAGGUGAGCUCCGACCCCUCCAUGUACAUUGAGGUGGAGAAUGAAGUGACGGCCGUGGGGGGUGUGAAGCUGAGCCGCUUGAAGUGUAACCGGGAAGGGAAGGAGUGGGAGACGGUGCUCACGAGCCGGAUCCUCACUGCUGCCGGCAGCUGUGAUGUGGUGUGUGUCGCCUGUGAAAAGAGGAUGCUGUCAGUGUUCUCCACCUGUGGUCGCCGCCUCCUCCCUCCCAUCCUCCUGCCGUCCCCGAUCUCCACUUUGCACUGCACGGGCUCCUACGUCAUGGCGCUCACUGCUGCAGCCACACUGUCUGUCUGGGACGUUCACAGACAGGUGGUUGUUGUGAAAGAAGAGUCUCUACACUCCAUCUUGGCAGGCAGUGAUAUGACAGUGUCACAGAUCUUGCUGACACAGCAUGGAAUCCCAGUGAUGAACCUGUCUGAUGGGAAGGCAUACUGCUUUAAUCCGUCACUUUCUACUUGGAACCUGGUUUCUGACAAGCAGGACUCCCUGGCCCAGUGUGCGGACUUCAGGAGCAGCCUGCCUCCCCAGGACGCCAUGCUGUGCUCGGGACCUUUAGCCAUAGUCCAGGGUCGUGCCACCACUUCAGGAAGGCAGGCGGCCCGGCUCUUCUCCGUGCCUCACGUGGUGCAGCAGGAAACCACCCUGGCCUACCUGGAGAGUCAGGUCGCAGCGGCGCUCACGCUACAGUCCAGCCAUGAAUACCGCCAUUGGCUCCUCCUUUACGCACGGUACCUCGUGAACGAAGGGUCUGCGGAAGAGGGAGCUGCUGAAGGAGUUGCUGCCAGUCAUCGGGCAGAACCUCCGCUUCCAGCGCCUCUUCACCGAGUGUCAGGAACAGCUCGACAUUCUGAGGGACAAGUAGCCUGCCCAGGCCAGCCCUGGCUGACGCAAGGGCAAGGCCACACUCUCACCGCUGAUGACACACAGGGCCGCCUCACACCUCAUCAGGCUACAGUAGGACGGGGAAACACUGGCAGGAGAUGGGCUGUCCUGCACCAGCGUCGGCCCAGCUCCCUUGGCAGACUUCCCCUCUGUCCUGGGUCUCUUGCUCCAUUGGAAGGGAGCAGCUCUGCCCGCAACUCAUCCCUCCCUCCAGGACCCCUGUGCAGAGCUGGGGCUGGGGCUCUGCCCUGCUGCCCUGGGCUCGGUGAGGCGCUCCCAGGCCUGCCAUCUCCAGCACGGUCCCGAGGUGGACACUAGCCUCUGCCACUGCAGGCGCUGUGCUGCUUCAGCUAUGACGAAUGAGCCAUUUGUGAACGAGAACCCUGAAACGUUAGUGUAUUAUGCAGUCAGUAGACUGACCCGAGACCUAUGUAAAAGGAAAGGCUAUUCCCACACACGGACUAUUUUUGUACUAGAAUUUGCUAACUUGUAAUAUGGAAUUUUCCUUUCAGCCAAUAAUCAGGAUUUCCCUAUAAGUCACUUGGACAUUGGUCACUUGUAGGAAAUUUAAACUCUAAUUAUGACAGCUACGUUGAAAAAUAAUUGUACUGAAAUUAACUUGUCUAUCUUCAUUUGGUUUUAAUUUUUAAAUGUUUGUAAAAAGAGACUGUUUUUUGGGGGAUGGGGCAGAGGGUGGGCGAUUUCUUUUGUAAGUAUAAAAUAAAUGAACACACAUUGGAUACCAAA
This is a messenger RNA of Equus quagga, 3927 nucleotides long. RefSeq names its product protein HIRA. NCBI's taxonomy places the organism in Eukaryota, Metazoa, Chordata, Mammalia, Perissodactyla, Equidae. Gene Ontology annotation, cellular component: nucleus; HIR complex. Gene Ontology annotation, biological process: regulation of DNA-templated transcription; chromatin remodeling; DNA-templated transcription. The transcript has 25 exons. The record is from RefSeq and is a predicted model, not a curated record. Bases 328 to 3498 code for a protein of 1056 amino acids. Gene Ontology annotation, molecular function: protein binding; nucleosome binding.